Trifolium pratense (red clover) is the source of this 652-nucleotide messenger RNA. RefSeq lists its product as uncharacterized. The transcript is spliced from 2 exons. The record is from RefSeq and is a predicted model, not a curated record. Bases 36 to 512 code for a protein of 158 amino acids. Lineage: Eukaryota; Viridiplantae; Streptophyta; Magnoliopsida; Fabales; Fabaceae.
UUUUCUUCUUCGUUUUUCACUUUCAAAUUCAAGCAAUGAACAGUGUCACCAUUGAUACUAUCGAAGAAAACGGACAUGUAAGCGAUUCAGACGCGAAUUCCGAUGAUGCAUCGGAAUACUACCAGCCGAUAUCGGCGGUAGACGAAGACGGAAGCUCAGACGGAGAGAACGGAAUUGAGUUCCAGCAACUUCCAAACGGUUACAGUGUUCACGGUGGAGCGGAGAACGGGAUCGCGAUGCUGGAUCUGAGCGACGGCGUAGAGCAGAAGAGUAGCGAUGAGGAGGAAGAAGAGGAAAGGAGUAGAGAAGAAUUUGAAAAUGAGAUUCGGAGAGCGUUGAGGGAAGAUGAAAAUCGGAGGAACGCGCCGUUACCGGUGGAGAAUGCGACGAGAGUUAUGGAGGCGAUGCGUGGCGUUUCGUUUGUUGGAGAAGUUCCUCCAUGGGCUUCAGAAGUUCCUGUGGAUCGUUGGAUUGAUCAAAUUCGUAGACGGAGACAAUCACCAAAUACUUGAAGGAAAAUUUUGAUAUGCAGAUUCAUGCUAUUUUCAUUUUUCUUCAUUUUAAUUAUGAAUUUGUAAUCUAUUUGCUGGUUAAUUUAAUCAAAUUUAGUGGUUAUUACUCAUUUUAAUAUUUAUGUUUCUGGGGAAGAAGA